Messenger RNA from Hemiscyllium ocellatum (epaulette shark), 1467 nucleotides. Its product is annotated as baculoviral IAP repeat-containing protein 7-like. The record is from RefSeq and is a predicted model, not a curated record. The transcript is spliced from 6 exons. Gene Ontology annotation, molecular function: cysteine-type endopeptidase inhibitor activity involved in apoptotic process; ubiquitin protein ligase activity. Gene Ontology annotation, cellular component: nucleus; cytoplasm. Bases 1 to 1467 code for a protein of 488 amino acids. Lineage: Eukaryota; Metazoa; Chordata; Chondrichthyes; Orectolobiformes; Hemiscylliidae. Gene Ontology annotation, biological process: negative regulation of apoptotic process; positive regulation of protein ubiquitination; regulation of cell cycle.
AUGGAGAAUGAGGAGUCGAUGGGGAGGGCAGUUGCAGUGUGGGAGAGUGUAGAUCGAGUGACUGUAGGGAGGGACAGUGCUCAGAGGGGGCCUGCAGAGGUGAAGAGUGUAGAAAGAGGUCAAGCAAUCCCCUCUGACCCUUAUAGCAUUGGGGUAUGGGAGCAACUCCCCAGCAUAGGUGAACCCACAUUGUCCUAUGACCUGGCCCAGGCUAGACCACACUGCCCAGGCAAUCAGCUCCAUUGCCUGGAAGGUAGGCCAGCAGUCGGGAUCUGGUAUCUUGGGAGAGGAACCUGUGGGGAUCUGGGUCAACCUCAGGCAGUCUCCAAGCUCUCGGUGCAAGCUGAUCCUGUGGGGGUCCUCAGGUGCCAGUGUCUGGGGAAUAGUCAUGCCAUUAUUGAAGAAACAGACUGUGUGAAAAGUGAAAGGGUUCCUAAUCCAAUCUACGACCACUCGCCUCUAAGACCAGAAGGCAAAACCCAGAGAACAUUCUGGCAGCAGUCAGGCGGAAACCUGCAUUUCCACAGCACCACCUUGAGACAUUGGUCACCGGUCAGAUAUUCCAGGUCAGAGCCAGGAAGGCGUUGUCUCCCUUGUUCCUGUGCCUGUGACCUGAAGAAUGGUGUUGACCCCAGCCGAAAACAGCAAAAGACUGACGCAGUGGACGGGCAAAUCAUUAGCCAGCUCCAGCGGAUAAGUAUGGAGGACCCAGCACCGCCAAUCAAUAUAGAGAUGGAUGCGGAGGAGGCGAGAUUGAGAACCUUCCAGAACUGGCCGGCUGGCUUCCCCAUCCAACCACAACAACUGGCCCGUGCUGGCUUCUUCUACACUGGUCACCGUGACAAUGUGAAAUGUUUUCACUGCGAUGGAGAACUACGAAACUGGGAGCUGGGAGAUGAUCCAUGGAUGGAGCAUGCAAAAUGGUUUCCACGCUGCGAGUACUUACUCCAAGUGAAAGGGAGGGAUUAUGUGAACAGGAUUCAGGAACUGCAUUCCAAUAUCAUCGAGUCAGCGGUGGGUUCAUUUCAGGUUGAAUCGCAGCCACAACCGACCUCCACGCAAGAUCUGACUGGACAUGCAGCACAAUCUCCUCUCAUGCAGUCUGCCGUGGUUCAACACGUGCUGCAGAUGGGGUUUGAUCGCAGUCUGAUUGAGAGUUUGGUUCGUAGCAAGUACCUGAUGUGUGGGAGCCAGUACAGCUCAGUCAGUGACCUACUCUCUGAUCUCCUGGGAGCUGAGGAGGGAGGGAGAGAAAGGAGACAGCAAAACACAGACUUGAGUGCUGAAGAACAACUACGGCAACUCAAGAAUGAACGAACCUGCAAAGUGUGCCUGGAUAAAGAGGUCUCCAUCGUCUUUAUCCCUUGUGGGCACUUGGUGGUGUGCAACGACUGUGCUCCUAAUCUCCGGACGUGUCCAAUAUGUCGAGCAAUCAUCAGGGGCAGUGUACGAGCCUUCAUGUCCUAA